AAAGAAAAGAAGAAACAUCAAGAGAGCUAGGCAAUCGGAGGAAGAAGCGACGGAAGCGCUCUCGAUCUGAGCGUUCUCUGGUACCUUGGCGGCAGUCUUGGUCGGGUCGGGCUUGGGCUGGACGGCCUGGUGCAGGGACUGGACGUACUUCUGGACGUUCUUGCUCUUGUUCUUGUUCUUGAGCCCGAAGGUCUUGUCCUCCACGACCUUCUGCUUCUUCGCCAGCUCCGCCUUCGACGGGGCGGCCUUCUUCGGCGGCAUCCUGCCCCGCGGCUCCGAUUCCCGCUGUCGCGAAGGCCGGGUUGGGUUCGGGAGCGGGCGGCGGGAGGAGGAAGCGGCGGCGAGGGGAGGAGAGGAGGGUUUCGUGGGUUUGGGGGCUGCUUGUGAGGAAGGGGAUGGCGGAGGCGAGGAGGAAGUUUCUAGAGAUGGUGGAGGUCACGUGGCGAUGUGAGGAAGCGGGGGUAUCCUGGUAAGGGAUUUGGGCCUUCGGAGGAGAGGAGUAUUACCGUGGUGUUUCUCCACUUAAAAAAAAAUCCUUCACUCAGUAUCACAACCGUUGGUUCCCUAGAGAGGCACGGAUCGCAAAGCAGGAACCAGCACGGCCAAACCCUAGACUGCAAAGCCGCCGCAUAUAAAUUUUCGUCGCCUCCCCUGUUCUCCCCUCUCUUGCAGCCGCCGCCGCUCCCAGCCCGUGCUCCGCUCCUCCUCGCCGCCGCCGCCGCCGCACCUCCGCCGCGAAAGCGCUUCGGAACACUUCCGUCAACAUGGGGAAGACACGUGGUAUGGGAGCUGGGCGCAAGCUCAAGACCCACCGCAGGAACCAGAGGUGGGCUGACAAAGCAUACAAGAAGAGCCAUUUGGGCAAUGAGUGGAAGAAACCCUUUGCUGGGUCAUCUCAUGCCAAGGGCAUCGUUCUGGAGAAGAUUGGUAUUGAGGCCAAACAGCCGAACUCUGCUAUCCGUAAGUGUGCUCGUGUUCAGCUUGUGAAGAAUGGCAAGAAGAUUGCUGCUUUCGUGCCAAAUGAUGGUUGCUUGAACUAUAUCGAGGAAAAUGACGAGGUGUUGAUUGCUGGAUUUGGUCGGAAGGGUCACGCCGUGGGAGAUAUUCCCGGUGUACGAUUCAAGGUCGUCAAGGUCUCGGGUGUGUCUCUGCUUGCCCUUUUCAAGGAGAAGAAGGAGAAGCCAAGGUCUUAAAUUGCUCUCGACACUAUCAGCAAGCAUGGAGUAGAAAAUUUGAAGGCUUUAGAUGUUUAAGAAUGGCUGCUUGCUAUGUUUACAGCGCACUCUUGCUGUUGUUAACCUAAGAUUCUAUUGGUGAAAACUUCCCGUCAGACUUUUCUUCUGUUAAGAGAAUAGUACUAUCAUGAGUUUUGUUCACCGAGAAUGUUUAGUCCCCUUGCCUUUUUUGGGCAGAAUCAUAUCUGGUUUUUGCGAUUCAUGUCUGAUUAUUUUUCA
Panicum virgatum (switchgrass) is the source of this 1454-nucleotide messenger RNA. Its product is annotated as 40S ribosomal protein S23. The transcript has 4 exons. NCBI's taxonomy places the organism in Eukaryota, Viridiplantae, Streptophyta, Magnoliopsida, Poales, Poaceae. Bases 765 to 1193 code for a protein of 142 amino acids. Gene Ontology annotation, biological process: translation. Gene Ontology annotation, cellular component: ribosome; cytosolic small ribosomal subunit. Gene Ontology annotation, molecular function: structural constituent of ribosome. The record is from RefSeq and is a predicted model, not a curated record.